AUGCCUUCGUUGUUGAAGGGAGUUGGAUUCAUCACCGGUGCUGCGUCAGGUAUUGGCAAGGCGACCGCUCAGUGUUUUGCAAAGCAUGGUGUGCGAAAGCUAGCUCUGGGUGACUUGAACAUCAAGGCCCUGGAGGAUACGGCCACAGAACUCAAGAACACCUACCCCGGGCUCGAAGUGUUAGCACUAGAGCUCAAUACUGCUUCAGAGAAGUCUGUUGAAGACUCAAUUUCCACCACUGUAAAGAAGCUCCACCGUAUUGACUAUGCCGUCAAUAAUGCUGGGAUAGCUGGAGCGGCAUGGAAGUCUGCUGAGUCAGACCUCGCUGGAUGGCAGAAAACAGUGGACGUCAACUUGACUGGAGUUUGGCUGUGUUCAAGAGCGGAGAUUAGAGCAAUGCUGCACCAGGAACCGCUUGAGGCAAACAAUCCGCGACUAAAUCGAGGAAUCAUCAUUAAUGUUGCGUCCAUGUACGGCAAGAUAGCAACUAACGCCGCCGUUGGAAAUGUCAGCUAUACCGCGACGAAACAUGGCGUUGUGGGCAUGACUAAAGCAGAUGCCAUUACAUAUUGUAGAGAAGGUAUCAGGAUAAAUGCUAUGUGUCCUGGGUACGUAGCCACUCCAUUACUGGAAAAUGCAGGAGUCGGGAUGCAGGGUGAGAUCGAGAGGACUCCGGUCAAGAGGCUUGCGUUGAUGGAAGAAAUUGGGGAUAGCAUCGUAUACAUGGCGAGUCCAUUGAGCAGUUUCAUGUAUGGAGCGGCGAUGGUAGUGGACGGAGGGUAUACAAUUCAAUAA
Molecule: messenger RNA, 795 nt
Organism: Exophiala bonariae
Lineage: Eukaryota; Fungi; Ascomycota; Eurotiomycetes; Chaetothyriales; Herpotrichiellaceae
Exons: 4
Coding region: 1-795 (264 amino acids)
Source: RefSeq, a predicted model, not a curated record